AUGGGAGGCGUCGUAUCAACUAUCAAACUCCUCAUCGCCUUCUCCUGGUCCCUUCGCUCAGCCAUUGCUCCUGUUGUGAAACGAAUCCAAUCCGACCCGGGAAAGCCAUGUGAAAAUCCAACAGAGUCGUUCUGGCUCCAGGAACCACAUCCGGUGGUAUCACAGCACCAGUCUGAUGAAUUACCGUCUGAAGUUGAUGUAGUCAUCAUCGGAUCAGGAAUUACAGGUACAGCUAUCGCGAAGACGCUGCUAGAACCCCCCAACGGGAAGAAAACCGAAAAACCUCUCAGUGUUGCAAUGUUGGACGCUCGCGAGGCUUGUUCUGGAGCGACAGGUCGUAAUGGUGGCCACAUUAAGGAGAGUGCAUAUAGUGAAUACGAGUCUUUGAAGAAUAAGCACGGAAAGAAAAUGGCCAUGGAGAUCAUCCGUUUCCGUCUUGCACAUCUAGACGCAUUGAUCGCCGUCGCUGAGGCAGAAGGCGAAGAAAUGCUCAGACAUAGUCAAAUCAGGAAGUGUGAUACGCUAGAUAUAUGUUUUGAGGAGGAAUCCUGGGAGGGUAUGAAGUAUCAGCUGAGGUUGUUUCUUCGGGAUUUUGAAGAUCAGCGAGGGUUAUGGUUGCUGCACGAGAAAUACGAAACAAGAAAGUUAUAUCCAUUUCCUUCGGCCAGUGGUGCAAUAUCCUCCCCCGCCGGCGCCCUCUGGCCCUACCGCUUCGUAACCUCUAUCCUCAACCGUCUCCUUAAAAGCCACCCCCACUUUUCUCUUGAUACCUCUACACCGGUCCUUUCCGUUACCACCUCCGAAUCUCACCCUUCCCACUACCUCGUCUCUACUCCCCGCGGAAACAUCCUCGCCAAACAUGUCGUCCACGCUACAAACGCCCACGCAGCCCAUCUACUCCCCGGUCUCCGAGGCCUCGUCUUCCCCGUUCGCGGGCACAUGACGGCACAGCGUCCAACCCAGGGCGGCUGUGCAUUUGGUGAGCAUAAAGACCGCUCCUUCAGCUUUACCUACAACGAGGGGUUCGAUUACGCGACACAGGUCCCGCCUCCUGACGGAGAGGGUGACACCAUGGUAUUGAUCGGAGGAGCUCUGUUCCAGACCGGAAAUUUCGGCUUUGGCGAGGUCGGGGCCACAGAUGAGGAUAUGAACAUCUUCGCGUCUGCCCAUCUCGCUGGUAUUGUUGGUACUGUCACUGGGAAGCAUGGGGCGACAAUGACGGAGGGUGCUUGGACUGGUGUUAUGGGUUUUACGCCGGAUUUGAUGGCUUGGGUUGGGCCUGUUCCGGUGUCUAUGACGGGAGGACGGGAGAGGCCCGAAGGCGGCAAAGAAUGGGUGUCUGCGGGGUAUUGCGGGGAGGGGAUGGUUAAUGCUUGGUUGAGUGGGGUGGCAGUAGGGAGAAUGAUUAACGGAGAGGACGAGGAAAACGUGGGGUUACCAAAGGUAAUGUUAUGCACUGAAGAGAGGGCUAGGAAGGCAGAUCUGUUGGAUCUGGUCAACGAAUACCUAGGCUAA
Molecule: messenger RNA, 1515 nt
Organism: Morchella importuna
Lineage: Eukaryota; Fungi; Ascomycota; Pezizomycetes; Pezizales; Morchellaceae
Exons: 2
Coding region: 1-1515 (504 amino acids)
Cellular component (GO): cytoplasm
Molecular function (GO): oxidoreductase activity
Source: RefSeq, a predicted model, not a curated record